This is a messenger RNA of Protomyces lactucae-debilis, 660 nucleotides long. RefSeq lists its product as uncharacterized. The coding region runs from base 1 to 660 and encodes 219 amino acids. The record is from RefSeq and is a predicted model, not a curated record. The transcript has a single exon. Lineage: Eukaryota; Fungi; Ascomycota; Taphrinomycetes; Taphrinales; Protomycetaceae.
AUGGCUCAUAUCAAUCUCCCUACACACAAGACACACCCAGAGGUUGCACCGCCUAUUGCAACCACAACCAACGAGCAUGUCCAGCAACAUUUGCAGCAUGGCGAGCGCGGCCAGUCUCACACGACAACAGCCGCGUCCUCAGGUCUUGCUGCAAGUGGUCUGCACCAAAAUACACACUCUGGUGCAGCUGCAGGAACAGGCCUUGCUACAGGAGCAGGCCUGGCUGGAGGAGCUGCAGGAGCAGGCUUAGAUUCGCACCACGGCCAAGGCUCACAUGGUGGUAUUGGUUCAGGUGUUGCUGGAACUCAUGCUCAUCCAAAUGACUUGAAUGCUCUACCAGGAGAGCCAAAAGAAGAGCGUCACAUCGAUCACCACCCCUUUGCACACACAACAACAGAAAAGGGUCAAAAGCUGAUGCCUGUUGCUCGGGAUCGUUCAGCACCUGGCAAUGAGCCUGUCCCUGCUGAAGCUGCAAAGUUGCCAUACGGUGUGACACACACGCAUGAUGCAGGUACGGCCGGACGGACAAUGCCAGACAAGUCCGUGCACCUUGCGCAUGAGCAUGAGCACAAGACGGAUCUUAACAAGAACGGCAAGGAGAGCAUCGGUGCCAAGAUUAAGCAUGCUGUCGCUGGUGGCGGCUAUGCCUUGGAGAAGUAG